AUGCCGCCUACACGUCCUGACUUCUCGUCUCUUCCUCUCGACCGCAAUGGGCCUCACGGUAAUGCGUGGGGCUUCUGGGGCGACAAAGACGAGCUCGGCAUGCUCAACCUCCUGACGCCCUCCAACACGACCUCGGCCGCAAAAGAAAUCGAACACGGCAUCCGCAUCUCCGUCGACUGGCCGCUGAACAAAAUGUCGCCGCCGUGUUUCAAUCGCAUCGCUUUCAAUCACACCAUCAUCAACAAAGCCCCUCGCAGCGUAAACGACGAUACCGUGACUUUCAACACACAGAGCAGUUCUCAGUGGGAUGGCUUCAGACACUAUGGAUAUCAGAAAGAGAAGAGAUACUAUAAUGACUGCACCAAUGAAGAUGUAUUGGGGUCAGACAAGAAUGGUAUACACGUCUGGGUUGAGAAUGGCGGUGUUGUGGGACGAGGCGUCUUGCUCGACUACAAGUCUUGGGCCGAGGAAAAGGCUAUAUGGAGUGCAGAGGCUUGUUUCCAGACUACACCCAUCACAGUGCAUGUCUUGGACCAAGUUGCGCAUGCCCAAGGAGUGCAAUUCAAAGAGGGGGAUAUCCUGUUCAUUCGCACAGGCUGGACAGGCGCGUACGAGGAGCUGUCUUCCGAAGCACGUACAAAGCUGUCGGAAACGUACCCGCCUCCUGCCAUCGGUGUAGAGUCGUCUGAGAAGACGGUGCGCUGGAUGUGGGANAAGGGCUUCGCCGCUGUUGCCGGCGAUCAACCCAGUUUUGAGGCAUGGCCGUGUCAGAACACCGAGUACUUGCUGCACGAGUGGUUGCUUGCUGGGUGGGGCCUACCCAUCGGCGAGAUCUUUGACCUGGAUAGGCUGGCGAAAGAGUGUAAAGACAAGAACAAAUGGUCUUUCUUNUUCAGCAGCAUGCCCAUCCACGUUCCUGGAGGUGUCGCAAGUCCGCCGAAUGGUGUCGCUAUUCUGUAA
Molecule: messenger RNA, 960 nt
Organism: Aureobasidium musti
Lineage: Eukaryota; Fungi; Ascomycota; Dothideomycetes; Dothideales; Saccotheciaceae
Source: the annotation of a GenBank genome assembly